ACUGAAGGCGGCAUAAAUGCAAAAAAUGGAAUACCAAAAAGAAAUUAUUUUAAGAGAAAUCUUGGACGUUACCACCAAAUUUAUUGAACAAGAUAGCGAUGAAGAAUUUGUUUAUGGUAAGAGAUUGAACUUAAACUUAAUACAAACGCAUGUACUAAUUAUUUUUAUGAAAAAGGCUUACUUGAUUUGUGCGAAAAAGCUACUGCACUACCGGGAAGAAUACGAAAACGUAUGUGGGUAAAGGAGUGGAGAGCUGAGAAGAAUAAUCGAGGCUCUUUUGUGUUCCUAACCAAGGAACUUCUCACUUCAGAUUCUGGGGGUUUCAAAAAUUAUUUAAGGCUGAACCAAAGUCAAUUUGACAUUUUACGAGAUCUGGUUAAACCAGAAAUCGAGCGGCGUAGUUCGCUGAGAAGAGAAACUAUUUCUGCAGCGGAGAAGUUGGCCGUGACGUUGAGAUUUCUUGCCACUGGUGAAACGUUUAUAAGUUUAAAUUACCAAACACGUUUGUCAACGUCCUUUAUUAGCGAGACCAUACCCGAAAUGUGGAAAAUAUUAUUUGAAAAAUGGAACACCUGCGUAUGCCAAGCAACUUUGCGGAAUGGGAAGCUAUAGCGAAAGAAUUCGCCAUAAAGUGGCAAUUUCCAAAUUGUUUAGGCGCCUUGGACGGCAAGCACAUCAACUUUCGGCCGCUGCGGAAGGACGGUGCAUUUUAUCGUAACUACAAGGGCACUAGUAGUGUAAUUCUAUUGGCCUUAGUUGAUGCCAAUUGCCGUAUGGUAUUUGUGGAUGUAGGGAAUAAUGGGCGUGCGAAUGAUGCUGGUGUGCUACAACAGAGUCGCCUUAAAGAAAUUUUAGAAAAAAAACAUUUGCCAAAAAGCUCUUUGAUUGGAAGGGGACGGAAUGUUCCCUAUGUUGUUGUAGAGGACGACGCUUUUCCGCUACAAAAGCACACAAUGAAGCCAUAUCCGUAUCACACGAAAAAUAAAAAGAAACAAAUAUUUAAUUUACGGCUCUCUCGAGCUAGGCAUGUUGUUGAGCAUGCGUUUGGAACCCUAAGCAAUAGAUUUCGAGUUUUUUUAACCACAAUGAACCUAAAAGUUGACACCGUAGAAAAAGUCACAUUGGCUUGUAUCGCAAUUCAUAAUUUUCUUUUACAAACCGAUAAUACAUAUAUCAACACGCCCCUAGAAACUGCAAGUAUUAGCAAUAACCCAGAAGUUUAUACAGAUGUACCAUAUAAUCCACGAAAAGGCGAAGCUGAACACAUAAGGCAAGAGUUCACAGAAUAUUUUAACGAAGAAGGCAAAUUAUAAAUUAAAAAGUAUAAUUUAUAAGCUCAUAUUAAUAUGUUGUUCCUACCCUAUAAUACAAAUAUUAUUAAA
This is a messenger RNA of Rhagoletis zephyria (snowberry fruit fly), 1382 nucleotides long. RefSeq lists its product as uncharacterized. NCBI's taxonomy places the organism in Eukaryota, Metazoa, Arthropoda, Insecta, Diptera, Tephritidae. The record is from RefSeq and is a predicted model, not a curated record.